AACAAAUAGCACCGGGAACCUUAACCAACGUAAGUCAUUUAUCGUAGUUGAUGAUUAUCGUUGCAAGCAAUAACAAUUUUUCUUUCAGCUUUAACUCUCGGUUUCCCUAAGUCAGAUCGUAUGUCCAUGACUGCCAAUAUUGAUUCCAAUGACAUUGCAUGGUAUUUUGGUGGCAGAACCGAAAAUGCCGAUUCAUCAAUGACAUAUUACAAUGAUGUAUACACCUAUGAUACAAAUCAUAGCUAUUGGGGAGAAGUUGUCGACACUGUACAACAAAACCUUCGACCUGGUUUUAAGGCGGGCCAUACUGCAAAUAUUGUAGACGGAAAGCUCUUCGUUCUUGGUGGGAUUGCCGCCACAAAAAAUACUACAACCAACACUUUCUCGGAAGCCAUUCAGGACUAUUCCACAGCCCUCGUCUUCAACCUCAGCACUACGGACUGCAGAAUUGCUAAUAUAUCUACCGGUAAAGAUAUCCCCCCAUCCAGAUUAGAGAAUUCAAUGUCUGAAGGUCCAGACGGCCACUCGCUGGUAUUGUUUGGUGGAUGGUAUCAAGCUGGUGUUGAACGUACAUUUUACAACGACGUGUGGGUUAUCGAUACAUGUACAAUGGACUGGACGCAACAGACAGUUAGUGGAACUGCUCCUAUCGGCCGAGGAGGUCACGAAGCAGUUCGAGUUGGAAACUAUACGAUCAUUAUGGGGGGUAUGUCAGAAGUCUCAAACACUGCUCAUGUAGCUCUCCUUGUAUGUCAAAGCAUGUCUAAUUGCAUUUUGCUCUGUAGGUUAUACGAACUUGACUGAGGAUAACCAUUUUGUUUACACGAACGAACUCGCUAUUCUUGAUAUGUCGACCUCACCUUGGAAAUGGGUAACUCAAUUUACCCCAACAGCAACACAAACCAUUGCACCUGUCCCAGCGUGUGCUCUCAGCUUCCCAUCUACCAACGUCGGCACAGGCGGAAACCCUGUUCCUGCACUCCCUCCCAUUAUUUAUAACGAAGGUAGCUCCUCAGAUGCC
Molecule: messenger RNA, 1021 nt
Organism: Umbelopsis ramanniana AG
Lineage: Eukaryota; Fungi; Mucoromycota; Umbelopsidomycetes; Umbelopsidales; Umbelopsidaceae
Exons: 5
Coding region: 121-804 (227 amino acids)
Molecular function (GO): protein binding
Source: RefSeq, a predicted model, not a curated record